AUGGUGCUAAAGUGCUUAGUAACAAUUUUAUCACUAUAUGUGUGUUUUCAUUUCUCGUUUACGUUCAAGAGUAAUGAUGAUUAUAUAGCGGAAAGUGAAUCAGUCUUGGAUCCGAAUGGAGAUUUCUUACUAAAAUGGCAGAUCAACUAUGCAAUCAGGAAAAUUCAGUUCCAACUAGUUAUAUCGGAUAAGGCUCCUACGUUCUACUGGUUUGCUUUGGGCUUCUCUGAUAGAGGAAACCUGAACAAUUCUGAUGUCUGCGUGUUUUGGACAGAUUAUAAGGGGAAACAUCAUUAUGAGGACAUGCAUGCUGAUGAUGAAGGGAAAUUGUUACGGGAUUCCCAGCAAGACUGUGGCAACUUCCACCCCGACCCUGACUCUUGGAGCUUCCUAUUUGAAAGGUUUUUCGACACCUGUGAUGAUGACGACUAUAUUAUUGAGGACGGUACGGUCCACAUAGUUUGGGCUCACGGGACCGACAAGUUGUUCUCGUCCAAGGGUCUCUGCCUCACUUGCACCCCACCACACGACCAUGGCUUCAUCAGAGUGCGUCUCUUUACUCCAGUGGGGCUGAAACAAGUCACUGAUGCGUACCAACUACGUAUAACUAACAAAGACCUUAAAGUCCCUGGAGACGAUACCACCUACUGGUGUCAUGUUGUCAAGCUUCCGGAGUUUGUUACGAAGAAGGAUCAUCAUAUUAUACAGUUCGAAUCCACUAUAACCAAAGGCAAUGAAGGCUUGGUGCAUCAUAUGGAAGUAUUCUAUUGCGACGCUGACCCCGACAAGGAGAUACCGCUGUAUGAAGGCAACUGUUUCGCUCCGAACCGACCAGAAAUCACUAAGACAUGUUCUAAGGUAAAAGCGGCUUGGGCAAUGGGAGCUCCUCCCUUCGUGUAUCCAAAGGAGGCCGGCCUGCCUCUCGGAGGACCGAAAGCAAACAAAUUCAUUAUGCUCGAAGUGCACUACAAUAAUCCGGAAAUGAGGAAAGACUGGGUUGACAGUUCAGGUAUAAUUCUCCACAUUUCCGGCAAAAAACGAAAAUACGAUGCGGCUAUCAUGGAACUCGGGUUGGAAUAUACUGACAAAAUGGCGAUUCCCGGAAGGCAGAAAGCUUUUCCUUUGACGGGAUAUUGUAUUCCACAGUGUACGGGUGUGGGUCUACCACCAGACGGUAUAGUAGUCUUUGGCAGUCAGUUACACACGCACUUGACAGGAGUAGCGGUUUGGACGAGGCACUCGCGUCAAGGCGUGGAACUGCCCUACCUCAACAGGGACGUACACUACUCCACACAUUUCCAAGAGAUCAGGAUUCUACACAGACCUGUUAAUGUUUUCCCCGGAGACUUCCUAGAAACGACUUGUAUUUACAAUACGGAGGAGAAGGACAACGCUACUAUCGGUGGUCACGCGAUCACAGACGAGAUGUGUGUCAACUACAUUCACUACUACCCCGCCACACAACUCGAGGUCUGCAAGAGUGCUGUCUCUAACGCUGCUCUAGAAAGCUACUUCAAGUUUGAGAAACGUUGGGACAAUAUGUCGAUCUCGUACACAGCAUCCCCCCGCAACAACUACCUCGCCAUCAAACCUUGGACACACCUCCGAGCUAGCUCUCUGCACGCCCUCUAUACUGACUCUCCGAUAUCCAUGCAAUGCAACAAGUCCGAUGGCAGUCGAUUCCAGGGCGACUGGGAAGGAAUAUGGAUACCAAAGAUCAAGUUGCCCCUGCCGGCUGAACAAAGGAUAUGCCCUGAUAUGACGAUUAAAAAGUAA
Molecule: messenger RNA, 1776 nt
Organism: Spodoptera littoralis (African cotton leafworm)
Lineage: Eukaryota; Metazoa; Arthropoda; Insecta; Lepidoptera; Noctuidae
Source: the annotation of a GenBank genome assembly